UGCCGGCUUUUGUCGUCUGUCAAUAUAUUGUUGUAGUAUUGGUAUGGUUAUAGUAAAAAAUGGCGUUGUGUUGUGCCAUUUCGAAUGAAGUUCCCGAACACCCAGUGGUGUCUCCUUCAUCGGGUGCUAUUUUUGAAAAAAGAAUAAUAGAAAAAUACAUUCAAGAAAACGGUGUCGAUCCAAUAAGUGGCAAAGAGUUAUCUACUGAUGAUCUUAUUGAAAUAAAAACUCCACCAAUUGUAAAACCGAAACCACCUAGUGCAACUAGUAUUCCAGCCACUUUAAAAUUAUUACAAGAUGAAUGGGAUGCUGUCAUGUUAUACAGUUUCACUCAGAGACAACAAUUGCAAACUGCAAGGCAGGAAUUAAGUCACGCUUUAUAUCAACAUGAUGCUGCUUGCAGAGUUAUAGCUCGACUUAAUAAGGAAGUUACAGCAGCCAGAGAAGCUUUAGCCACUCUGAAACCUCAAGCUGGUAUUACAACAGUACCUCAACCAGCUGUAGCUGCAGAAGCAGCGGGAAUAGCUAAUCAACCAACAGAACAAGCUGGCAUGAGUGAGGAAGUAAUAGAAAAAUUACAAGAGAAAGCUACAGUACUAACUCAAGAACGUAAGAAGAGAGGCAAGACUGUUCCAGAAGAAUUGACUACUCAAGAACAAUUGAGAGCUUUCAAAACAUUAUCUUCACUUAUUGGUCUUCAUUCAGCUAGUAUUCCUGGUAUAUUAGCAUUAGACGUUCAUCAGUCUGACACUAGCAAAGUGUUGACUGGUGGAAAUGACAAAAAUGCCACUGUAUUCAAUAAAGAUACUGAACAAGUAGUUGCCAUAUUGAAAGGACAUACCAAAAAAGUGACAAAAGUUAUAUAUCAUCCAGAUGAAGAUUUGGUACUGACAGCUUCACCUGACACAACAAUCAGAAUAUGGAAUGUACCAACAUCACAGACAACUCUUUUGCUGAGAGCUCAUGAUGGACCUGUUACCGGACUGUCACUUCAUCCCACAGGAGACUUUGUAUUAUCGACGUCAGAAGAUCAACACUGGGCAUUUUCAGAUAUCAGAACUGGUCGUUUAUUAACUAAAGUUUCUGAUAAUUCAAAUGUACCACUCACAACAGCUCAAUUACAUCCUGAUGGGUUAAUUUUUGGUACUGGUACUGGAGAUUCCCAAGUCAAAAUCUGGGAUUUAAAAGAACAAAGUAAUGUUGCUAAUUUCACAGGUCAUUCGGGGGCAAUCACAACAAUUGCAUUUUCUGAAAAUGGUUACUAUUUAGCUACAGCUGCUGAUGAUGCUUGUGUAAAACUUUGGGAUUUACGGAGAUUGCGAAAUUUCAAAACAUUGCAACUAGAAGAAGGUUACCAAAUAAGAGAUCUAUGUUUUGAUCAAAGUGGUACAUAUUUAGCUGUUGCUGGAACUGAUGUUAGGAUUUACUUAUGUAAACAAUGGCAAGAAUUAAAAAUUUUCAACGACCACACUGCCACUGCGACAGGUGUGAGAUUUGGAAAACAUGCCAGGUUUAUUGCUUCAACUUCAAUGGAUAGAACAUUAAAAUUGUAUGGUUUAGAUUGAAGUUAUAAAAUGAAUAGUAGCAUAGGCACAUACAUUAUUCACAAUGUUUAUAAGCUGCUAUUCCAUUGUAUUAUUGUAAAUUUACUUUCACAAUUGUUCUUUAAAUUCAAGUAAAAUGUUUUGUAUUUACAAAUAAUUUAAAUAUGCUUAUUGUUUAUUCAUUAAUAAAUGAAAUAAAACAAUAAA
Molecule: messenger RNA, 1751 nt
Organism: Diorhabda carinulata
Lineage: Eukaryota; Metazoa; Arthropoda; Insecta; Coleoptera; Chrysomelidae
Gene: Prp19
Product: pre-mRNA-processing factor 19
Exons: 8
Coding region: 60-1565 (501 amino acids)
Biological process (GO): DNA repair; protein ubiquitination; mRNA splicing, via spliceosome
Cellular component (GO): Prp19 complex; U2-type catalytic step 1 spliceosome; cytoplasm
Molecular function (GO): ubiquitin protein ligase activity; protein binding
Source: RefSeq, a predicted model, not a curated record